This is a messenger RNA of Xenopus laevis (African clawed frog), 1339 nucleotides long. RefSeq names its product selenoprotein M L homeolog (gene selenom.L). Gene Ontology annotation, cellular component: endoplasmic reticulum lumen; endoplasmic reticulum. Gene Ontology annotation, molecular function: oxidoreductase activity. Lineage: Eukaryota; Metazoa; Chordata; Amphibia; Anura; Pipidae. The transcript is spliced from 5 exons. The record is from RefSeq and is marked reviewed.
CCUCACUGACGUGGCGCCCUCACACUUGCCCACAGCGGCGCCUUCAUAUACUGCACCAACUGGCAGCUGCCCGGGCUCAUCGUGCACAACUGGCCCCCUCAUGUGGCUCCCACUACCACUGCUGCUGGGCCUCCUCCAGCUCCAGCCCAUCCUGAGCUACCAAAUUGACUGGAACAAGCUGGAACGGAUCAACCGGGGGAAAGUUGAGUCCUGUGGCGGAUGACAGCUCAACAGGCUGAAAGAGGUGAAGGGCUUCGUCACAGAGGACCUCCCUCUUUAUCAUAACUUAGAGAUGAAACACAUUCCUGGUGCGGACCCUGAACUUGUUCUCAUUACAUCCCGAUACGAAGAACUUGAGCGAAUCCCACUCAGUGACAUGAAGAGAGAUGAAAUUAACCAGCUGCUGAAAGACCUGGGCUUUUAUAGGAAAAGCAGCCCUGAUGCUCCAGUCCCCGCUGAAUUCAAGAUGGCACCUGCAAGGGCAUCAGGGGACACAAAAGAAGACUUGUAGCAGCAGUCAGGAAUCAGAGACAUUCCCACAGAUUAGGCCCCAAACCCAUUAGUCAUUUUACAGUCUAUUCAAAAUGUACAAGGGCACAAUUGGAGAAUUGAAACAGAUAUCCAUGGCAACAUGCACUACCCUAAGGGCUAUUGCCUGCAUUGGUUUUUUAUUGCUGCUGCGAGUACUGUGGUUCAAAACACCCAAUACUUUCAAUGGAUCCCUUCUCAGUAGGAAGCACUCAUAGUUAUAGCCCUAAAAAUUGAUAAAAAAGUGCAGCUUUUCAGAUGAUUGUCAGUCUAACCCGUGCCUGAAUACACAAGAUAUUAAGGGGAAACACACAUUUGCAGCACCUUAAAGAUGUUUUGUUCUAAGGACUGCAAUGCAUCAUACAUACCAUUGAAAUCUCAGGGUAUUCCUCUACAGCCAUUGGGUGAAUCGUAUCCCCUCCUCCUCCUCCAUUGGUUGGAUUUUUACCAUGUGCCUUUCCCAGCCCAGGUUGGGCACCCUGGGAUGCUUCAUGUACUUGUUCAUAGUUGCUCCUUGUUGCUUUCAUCCAAAGGUCGCUCUUGUAUAAAACCAGCCAAAUACAGUACAUUUACCCCUAUGAUUUAUAGUCUAGGAAUUAGCAAAUUCAUUCACAACUUUUGAAAAAUGUAAAUGUAGAAUGACAUCUCCUGUGCUGUGCUGAUCUGCUUAGUCUCACAGAGCAUUCAUGAAGUUCUCAGUUUCAAAGUUUCCAGGCUGAGAACAGAAGCAAUUUGCCCUACGGACUAGGAAAGGUCAGAUACUUUUGCAACGGGAGAAUGUUCAAGCAUAAUAAAGAUUGUUUAAACCCUA